Molecule: messenger RNA, 699 nt
Organism: Lynx canadensis (Canada lynx)
Lineage: Eukaryota; Metazoa; Chordata; Mammalia; Carnivora; Felidae
Product: EKC/KEOPS complex subunit LAGE3-like
Exons: 3
Coding region: 12-473 (153 amino acids)
Cellular component (GO): EKC/KEOPS complex
Source: RefSeq, a predicted model, not a curated record
GCGCGGCGACCAUGCAGGCGGCAGACGCAGACGCAGGCGGCCCGGCGGGCGGCGCCGACAACAGCCUGGAGGGCCGGGGCCAGGGCGGCUGUGGCGGCCUUUGCAGCGCAGGCACGGAGGCCGCGGUCGCCGGCGCAGCUCCGCGUGUCCCGCGACCACAGCACGCCCCGGGGCCAGGCGGAGAUGCCCUCUCCACGGCCGGAAGGCCGGAAACCCGAGUACACAUAUUCGCCCUCGGCGUGCCUUUCCCGUCCCACUUGGAGGCGGAGAUCGCCUGUGCGUCCUUGGCCCCAGAUCGGGAACCGCACGGAGGCAUCGUGGAGAAGCAGCUCACCGUAACUGACAGCGUUCUGGCCAUCCGCUGGAGAGCUGAAAACUCUCGCCUCCUCCGAAUUUCCAUCAUCAACUUUCUUGACCAGCUUUCCCUGGUGAUUCGGACCAUGCAGCGCUUCGGGCCCCCUGUUUCCCGCUAAGCCUGCGCUGGCGAAAGGGGGCUAAGGUCUAGCCUCGUGUCCCCCGUCUGGGCGGUCCGUCCUUCCUAGGGCAGUGAUGCCUGCACUAGCUGCCACCUGAGGUUGGGGGCCUGCCUGGUCUUCUGAGGGCAACGAGGGCCCGAGCCCUUGGGCACUCAUGGUCCCCUUGUUUUGUUUGCCAUUUAAAUGUUUGCUACUGCAGAAAAUAAAACUGAGCUUUGCUAUU